CGUAAAAAUGUUUCCUUGUUCAUGUUGUUUGUCGAUUCGGUUCGGACUGGCUUUGUUUCUGGUCAUUCCCUGACUAAUAUUAAACCCAGUAUUUAUAGAAGGCUUUGAACAGCUACUGCAUUCCCCGAACGUGAUGUAUGACUAAUAAUUUCUGUUGGUGAACCGAUUGCAUUCCAAGAGUAAUUCUGCUAGCGGCUUGUAGGACACUUUGGCACUGAGCUGUGUGUGGAGAAAGAGCUAGCGACUAUGUCCAUUCGCGGUGAAAAAUCAACAUGGUCACCGUUGGAGACGCCGUUGAAGCUGCAGCACUUCGUGUGGGCUGAGGCGCCAAGGCCGGAUAUUCUGACCUCGUUGUUACCAGCGAAAGAUGGUCAGGCACCGGUGGAUACAUCGUCAGCACGACUAUGGGCGUGUGGCAGCCCUGGUAUUCUGAUUGCAUCAUUGGAUGUGAGCACGGGAUCAUUGAGUAAGUACUCUAUACCGAACCCAACCUAUCCACCUAGAUACUUUCAACGCGAGGAGAAGAGUGAGAAGAAAAGGAAAGAUGCUACAACGCUGAUGGCGGGUCUAGCUGACACCAAAGCUGUGUCCAUGGUUUGCGUUGGCGGCACACAGCUUUGGGUAGGGACGGAGGGUCACUCGCUGCAUGUCCUUGAUGUACCGGGCUUCUUCACGCACCACGUGGCCGUAAUGAGAGAUGCUGUGCUGUGUCUGGCUACUGGCGAGUAUCACAUCCAGGAUGGCGAGCAAGCUGAGGACGAGAACCGCCGCACGCCGACCCAAUCCAGCAGUGGUACCAGUGCCGCCGAUACUGACAAUAGUGCUCCCAACACACAGUACGAAGUGCACGGUACAGCUAGAGGCGGCCUGCACUGGACGAAAAUGACCACCGGCGGCAGCAGCGACGCCAAGUUAACGGUGAGGUACGUGCUGGCAGGUCUCGCUAACGGGCACAUUGUCAAGUUUAGCUGUCUCAGCGAAGAGGGUGGUGAUAUGGAGGCGCCGUUUCAAGAAGCACCAACGAUGCUACGACUUGGUGGAAGCCCAGUGAAGGCUAUCGUCAUAGCAGCGGACGGCCUGGCCUGGUGUGGUGUUGGAACUGAGAUUGUGGUGCUGCAAGUGGAGACGCUCCGAGAAGUGACUCGUUUUGAUGCUCAACCAGACAAGGCUUACUCAUCUCAUCGUCGCUCUCUAGUCUCUCACCUUGUCUACAGCACACUGGGUAUUUGGAGUGCAUGCUGGCACACAAACUCUGUACAGCUAUGGGAUACAAAGACAUUCAGUCGGCGCACAUCUAUCCUAUCCUUGGCUCAUGAUGAGCGUGCACGAUGGGUGCAAUCAUCAGCGGACGUAUCGGCCAUGGCUGUGACACAGGGAAUCCUGACUAUUGGUACGGAAGGUGGCAGUCUUCUCCUCUUUGACAUUGUGCCUUCAGACAGCUUGACCAGCGGCAGUGCAUUCCGACCACGCUUUCUCGGCACCGAGGAUAUCUGUUCGGGCAACAUCCACUGCAUUGUUCCCAUGGAGACAAAGCUGGACCUUGCAGCAGCAGAUGACGCUUACGAUCCAGAGGCAGAUGACCCAGAUUGUCCGAUGCGUAUCAUGACAUGUUGCGCCGCCAGAUUUGAUCAGCGCCGUGCCGAUUCGACUGGCAGUACAGGCAAGGGAAUACGAAGCCGCUUAAGAGCUAGUAGGAGCGGUGAAGACGAGAACGAGACGAAGAAAGUGGAAAUUUCAUGCUGGGAGUUCCGUUCUGCCCAGGAUCAUGAUCGUCACCAGAGACUGCGCAUUCACAACCAGUUGAUGAGUGGUGCCACGCACAAGCCAUUCAAGUUUCCCAAGCUAACCUUGGUCAGGGUUUGUCCGACUGCUGUUGUCACAACACCACUUGGAGAUUGAUGUCACAGACCGUAUAGUCCACACAGUCAGUCCGCCAUGCAGUCCGCCAUGCAGUCCGCCAUGCAGUCCGCCAUGCAGUCCGCCAUGCAGUCCGCCAUGCAGUCCGCCAUGCAGUCACGCCAUGCAGUCCGCCAUGCAGUCUUCGCCAUGCAGUCCGCCAUGCAGUCACGCCAUGCAGUCCGCCAUGCAGUCCGCCAUGCAGUCCGUCAGUCCGUGCAGUCUUCGCCAUCCUGAAAAGGAGCCGCAUGACAUGUACAAUGUUUAAAAACGACAUUGCCAGCUAACUACUUGACUCCUUGAUUUCUAGGAUUGUUUGGAUUUCUCGCUUGUUAGCGGCCGUCGUGAGUUCCCUCGGGAACGGACAUGUUGAUUUACUCUCUAUUUUUGUAUGAAUACUACAGUAAAUCUAAUCAUGGCUGUGCCAUCAUGUUGUUUUCUUUCUCUUGAGUAUUUAUAGUAGAGCGCACACACGACCUGAUUCGUGAGUGCAUCACCAGGCAACCAUUCAGCAGCACAGCUUCGAAAGUCUCUCAGAAUAAUUAUUUUCAAUGUCAUGUAAGCUUCCUCAGAAGGCUUUGCAAGAGUAAGAUAACCUCUGCGAUCAGA
Molecule: messenger RNA, 2505 nt
Organism: Sycon ciliatum
Lineage: Eukaryota; Metazoa; Porifera; Calcarea; Leucosolenida; Sycettidae
Exons: 4
Coding region: 247-1899 (550 amino acids)
Biological process (GO): positive regulation of stress fiber assembly; actin cytoskeleton organization
Molecular function (GO): guanyl-nucleotide exchange factor activity
Source: RefSeq, a predicted model, not a curated record